Messenger RNA from Prunus armeniaca (apricot), 699 nucleotides. Lineage: Eukaryota; Viridiplantae; Streptophyta; Magnoliopsida; Rosales; Rosaceae. The record is from the annotation of a GenBank genome assembly.
AUGGAGAAGAACAGGUUGAGCAACAACUUGAAAGACCAUGGUAUUGUCACUAGAGCCAUUAGAGAUUCGAACAACAAAAGAAUAAUCCACUGCAGCCAAAGCUGUGAAGAAGACUACAUCAAUGGGUUCUCAUGGCCUCCAAGGUCUUACACGUGUAGCUUCUGCAAAAGAGAGUUUAGAUCUGCUCAGGCUUUGGGGGGCCAUAUGAAUGUUCACAGGAAAGACCGAGCCAGGCUGAAAAACUCACCCCCAAUAGAUGGUCAGUACACUAGUACCAUUUUUAACCUUAACCUUAAACCUAACCCUAACCCUAAUUUCUUAUCAACAUCAUCACCAUCAUCUUCCUCUUUGGUAUCACCAUUUAGUAGCUCAUUAUCACUACCCUCUUUGAUAUCACCUCCACUUCCUCCUCCUCCACCACCUAUAUUUUCGGUACCAUCUAGCGAAAAUAUGAAAUGGGUUGUGGGAGGCACCCUUUUUAAUCAUCCUUUAAACCUCAAAGCUUCGGAUUUAAGUACUAAAUUGAAGGGUGCAAAAUCUUUGUGUGGGGUUGGACAAGAAGAUCAAGAUGGGUGCAUAAAGACUUUGAAGAAGGCAGCCGAUCCUCAUCAAAUUCUUAGGUUGGACUUGGAGAUUGGUAUGUUUGGUGACACAAAUAAGGAGGACUUGGAUUUGGAGCUUCGAUUAGGAUACCCCUAG